GUUGCUUUGAGAAGUGCCUGCAGUUAAACAUAUCCGGGUGAAGCAGUCGACAUGCUGCUCAUCAUCACACUCAUGGCUACUUUAUUUUGACAACACUCAGUAGUUAUGCCUCUGGUAGUGAUGUGCGGUUAUCCCUGCAGUGGUAAAACACGAAGGGCAGAAGAACUGAAGGUGUAUUUUGAACAGAACUGUGACCGGAAGGUUCAUGUUGUGGGAGACGGAGGCCUGGACGUUGACAAAAACACUGUUUACGCAGAUUCCCAGAAGGAAAAAAAUGUCAGAGCAUCUCUGAAAGCUGCAGUAGAGAGGAAAGUCGGCAAGGAUGACAUUGUAAUUUUGGAUUCAUUGAAUUACAUAAAAGGCUACCGCUAUGAACUGUUCUGUCUCAUCAAACAUGCACAGACACCACACUGUCUGGUGUACUGUUUGACAUCAGAUGAAGUGAGUUCAACAUGGAAUGCCAACAGAGAUGCUGCUGAGCAGUACACCCAGGACAUCUUUGAUGCAUUAGUGCUGAGGUUUGAAGCUCCAGACUCCAGAAACAGAUGGGACAGUCCUCUCUUCACCAUCCUGAAAGAGGACUCGCUUCCUUAUGAAGCCAUUUCUGAUGCACUUUUCAAAAGAAAAGCACCCCCACCUAAUCAGUCUACACAAAGUCAACCAUUGUCAUCUGCAAACUUCUUGUAUGAGUUGGACAAGACCACACAAGAUGUGUUAAUGGCAAUUUUUAACGCACAGAAGACGAGCGUACCUGGGGAUCUCAUUUCAGUUCCAGGAGCAACAGAAAAGAUUGAGCUCACCAGGAGCAUCAACAUGGCAGAGCUGAGGAAGUUACGGCGCCAGUUCAUCAGCUACACCAAGAUGCACCCGACAGAGAACACCGGGCAGAUUUCCAAUAUGUUUGUGCAGUAUUUAAACAAGAGUCUUCACUGACAUUUUAUAGCAUUGGUUUUGUGUUUUUUUGUUGUUUUUUUCUGACAAAUAAAUGUAUUUAAAUAUUU
Acanthopagrus latus (yellowfin seabream) is the source of this 1001-nucleotide messenger RNA. It is a transcript of the gene kti12, whose product is annotated as KTI12 chromatin associated homolog. The transcript is spliced from 9 exons. Bases 106 to 933 code for a protein of 275 amino acids. The record is from RefSeq and is a predicted model, not a curated record. NCBI's taxonomy places the organism in Eukaryota, Metazoa, Chordata, Actinopteri, Spariformes, Sparidae.